UUGUCAGAACACCGGCCCACCUGCAGCUGAUUACCUGACCAGCUGUUGAUAAUCAUCCCUCCCGGCUAGAAAGAGGAGGGGCGAGCGGAGAAGCGAGGUGGGGAGCACACACACUAAGGGAGUUACAACACGGAACGCACUGGGAGCAGGGACGAGCACGAUUGGAAAAUUGCACUUUUGAGUGAAUUGUUGGACUUGCCUGUCUGUUUCACUGUAAAUAAACGCACUGUGUUUCUGUGAAGAAGAACCGCGCCUGGGUCCCUCUUUUCCGUGACAUGUAGUGACCACUAUGCGUGAAAGAGUUAAAAAUGUGCUGGUCAACGAGAGUGAAAUGGACUGCUACUAUUGGUCAGAACUAGCACGUGAGAAUGUGAUAAAUGUUACCGUUUUAUAAAGAAGGAAAACACAUUCAGUCUUUUUUUAAAAAACACUGGACACGUGUCGAUUUCGAGGACUUUUACUCUGAAAGAAAGGAACAGGAAGACGCUAUUUUCACACGCACUAGAAUGGAACAGCUCAGCGAGAACUAACAUCAAAAGUAUUCUAGCAGUAAUUACAGGAUCACGAUGAGGAUAAUAUGUUUUUAUUUGUGUUUCUUCUUUUUUUAUUCCACGUCAUCUGCAGUGAAACACUCACUGCAGUAUCUGGUCACUGCAUCCUCUGGAGUCCCAAACAUCCCAGAGUUUAUGGGUGCUGUGGUGCUUGACAACAUCCAUAUGGUUUACUGUGACAGCAUUAACAAGAUAUUGGAACCAAGACAGAACUGGGUGAAGGAGAUGUUUGAAAACGACACUGAGCUGUUGGAGAUAUACACUCGAAAGUGUACUGUGAUUCUGCCCCAAAACUUGGGAAACCGUAUUUCUAGUCUGAAGGAGCAAUUCCAGAGUGAAGGUGUUCACAUUUUACAGAUGAGAGAAGGCUGUGAAUGGGAUGAAAAAACUGGAGAGGUGACUGGAUUUUUACAGUACGGUUACAACGGAGAAGACUUUGUUGAGUUUGAUCUGAAGACACUGACGUGGAUCGCACUGAAACCAGAAGCUGCCAUUACUAAACAGAGAUGGGAUGCUGACAGUGUUAGAACAAAACUCAAUGAAGACUUCCUCACUAACAUUUAUCCACAGUGGAUGAAGAUGUUUUUAUCCUAUGGGAAACGCUCCCUGCAGAGAACAGAUCGUUUCUGAAACCCAACUACGAGAGGAGUGACUGAGGAGGAGGUUUUUGAGCUUCUGUACAGAGAGUGUGGAGCACUUUUUCCCUGAUCCCCGUCUUCCCACGGACCCCGGUAACCUGAACCCCCUUUUCCCUGCACAUUGUACAUAGUCACCUGGUGUUGUGUUCACUGUGAAUAAACGCACAGUCUUUUGCUUAAAGGAAAACCCUGGCCUGCGCCUGAGUCCCUUUCAGAAUCCCUAUCAGAACGAUCCAGCCAGCAUGGACUCCAGGACAGGACCCCGUGGGCCAAGCUCUGGCCGCCCAGGAAGCUGUUCUUGCCCGCCACGAAUAAAUGCUUGUGCAGCUGCGGAAUGACAUCGCCCCAUUGAGCUAGGUGGUAGCGCAGUUAAUACCGCUGGACAGAAAUGCGCAACCCGGGAACCCUCAGCCGUCCAGCCCAGCUCCCCAGGCGGCACCACCUGCCGCAGCGUCAGGUAGCUCACCUCGGGUCAUCACGCCUUCUGACGGACCCCUACCUACGCCGGAACCUUUCUCGGGUGAGUCUGACAAAUGUGCUGGAUUCCUGGCUCAGGUUUCUCUAACCUUUCGCGAGCAGCAGCGUUUUCAUAACAAUGAUGGGGCAAAGAUCACUUACUUUGUUCAACUUCUGAGGGGCCAUGCGCUUAAGUGGGCCCAGGUUGUGUUAAACUCAGAUCCUGUCAUCACCUAUGCUGACUUUCUCUCCAAAUUUAAGAGUGUGUUUAACCAAGGCACUGGGGCUGAGGCCGCUGCGCUCCGUCUCCUCAACUUUAAACAAGGUAAGAAGAGCAUGUCCGAUUACGCAAUCGAUUUUUGGAUUCUGGCAGAAGAGGCGAGAUGGAGCCAAGAGGCGCUACGGAGCGCAUUAUUGAACAACAAGAGGAAUUAAGGGACGAACUAAUUAUGCGCGAUCUUCCUGCCUCCUUUAAUGAGCUAAUGUCCCUGUGCAUUAAGGUUGAUGAGCGGCUACGGGCUUGCUGGUCGCAGCGGAACUACAACUCCCACGAGGCUGCGUCUCAGUCUCAGGCACCGACGGCAUGGCUGAUGUCGGCCCCUCCGGAACGCAUGUGGGUGACGGAGAGGAACGCAUGCAGCUGGGCGGCUCCCAUCUCACCGCCGCGGAGCAUCAGCGCAGAAUUUCGGCCGGUGAGUGCCUCUAUUGUAGCCAUAAGGGACAUGUUGUUGCCACCUGCCCUUCCCGAGCAAAAGGGCGCGCCUGCCAGUGAUGGUAGGAGUACUGGUGGGUGAGCUAAGCCAAGAAGAAGCUCCUCCCCGUUUAACGCUACCAGCUAAACUUUCCAUUCGCUCUGAGAGUCGCUCCCUGUCUGUAUUAAUCGACUCUGGAGCAGAACAAAACUUUGACUGUCAAUUAGCCCAUCAACUCGGGCUGCAAUUGGAGCCCCUGCCUCACGCUCUGCGCCUUACAGCUUUGUCAGGCCAAUGCCUUCCGGACAUCACUUUGGUCACAGAGCCUGUAGAGCUCACCCUCUCUGGCAAUCAUUCUAAAGAGAUCUGUUUUUUGGUGUUUAAGGCUACUCGCACUCCACUAGUUCUCGGCCACCCCUGGUUACAACAGCACAACCCACACAUCAAUUGGCUACAGGGGUGCAUCACUGGGUGGGGGGAGGAAUGCCACAUGACCUGCCUGAAAGCUGGCUCACCUCCCAGCACAGAAACAUCCUCUCCCGGGGAACAGAAAUCCACUGAUUUAUCUAAUGUGCCCUCCGUCUAUCACGACCUAGCUGAGGUGCUUCAAAAAGCUCGCGCCCAGUCACUCCCCCCGCAUAGGCCCUAUGACUGUGCCAUUGACCUGCUCCCUGGAGCUCCUUUACCCACCAGUCGGCUCUAUAGCCUCUCACGUCUGGAGCGAGAAGCAAUGGAGAAGUACAUUAACGAAUUCGGGCCUCUACUUCUCCAGUCGCAGCUGGUUUUUGAUUUGUCGAGAAAAAAGAUAAAACCCUCCGGCCAUGCCUCGACUAUCGCGGACUGAACAAUAUCACGGUCAAAAACAAAUACCCACUGCCUCUUCUCACUUCUGCUUUUGAACUCCUCCAAGGACCUACUGUUUUCACCAAACUGGAUUUGAGAAAUGCGUAUAAUCUGGUCUGCAUCUGUGAAGGUGAUGAAUGGAAAACCGCCUUCAACACCCACCUCGGGCAUUUCGAGUACCUUGUCAUGGCCUUUGGCCUCACAAAUGCCCCUGUAGUGUUCCAAGCUUUGGUGAACAAUGUGCUGAGAGACUUUAUCAACCGGUUUGUUUUUGUCUAUCUAGACGACAUCCUGAUCUUUUCCUGAAACCAGCCCGAACACAAGAACCAUGUCAGACAGGUCCUGCAACGCCUCCUCGAAAACCGAUUGUUCAUCAAAAGGGAGAAGUGUGAAUUCCACAUCUCCACCGUUGCAUUCCUGGGGUACAUAAUCGACCGAGGGGAUCUCCGCCCGGACCCUGUGAAGGUAAAAGCCGUCGUUGAGUGGCCGGAACCACCAAAUCGGCGCCAACUGCAAUGUUUCCUUGGGUUUGCCAACUUCUACCGGCGGUUCAUUCGGGACUUCAGCCGAGUUGCCUUGCCGUUGACCCAGCUAACCUCUCCCAAGCUUCCUUUUCAGUGGAACUAAGAAGCUCAGUUAGCCUUCCAAGAGCUCAAGAAACGGUUUGCCACGGCCCCCAUCCUGAUCCAACCUGACCUCACGCAACCAUUUGUGGUUGAGGUUGACGCCUCUGACUCAGGGGUUGGAGCAGUCCUAUCACAACAGAAGGAAGGUAAGCUCCACCCUUGUGCCGCCUUCUCUCGCCGUCUGUCCCCUGCAGAAAGAAACUAUGAUGUCGGAGAUUGGGAACUGCUGGCGAUAAAACUGGCCUUGGAGGAGUGGCGGCACUGGUUGGAGGGCACGGCUCAGUCCUUCCUUGUUUGGACUGACUACAAGAACCUGGCAUAUACCUGCAAUCAGCUAAGAGGCUCAACGCCCGACAGGCUAGGUGGGCCCUGUUUUUCACCCGUUUCCACUUCACCAUCUCUUACAGACCUGGAUCCCGGAAUGUCAAACCUGACGCCCUGUCCCGUCAGUUCUCAGCCUCGGAGGAGUCCACUGAGGCCGCUUCCAUUCUCCCCGCCACCUGCGUCGUGGGCGCCAUCUCCUGGGAGAUCGAGGCGGCUGUUCGGGAGGCUCAGGCGUCGGAACCAGAUCCGGGAGGUGGACCAGCUCAACGGCUCUUCGUUCCUCAAUCGGUACGUUCUCAAGUACUACAUUGGGCCCACACAGCCCGCUUCUCUUGCCACCCUGGGGUCCACCGCACUAUCAACUUCCUCCGGCGCUACUUCUGGUGGCCCUCACUGACCAAAGACGCUCGAGAGUAUGUCUCCGCUUGCGCGACCUGCGCCCGGAAUAAACAGUCUCAUCAGCCACCCGCCGGACAGCUCAAUCCUCUGUCUACUCCCUCCAGGCCUUGGUCCCAUAUAGCUUUGGACUUUGUGACCGGGCUGCCACCGUCAGCAGGUAACACUGUCAUACUUACCAUCGUUGAUCGCUUUUCUAAAGCAGCCCACUUCAUAGCUCUGCCCAAGCUUCCCACGGCCAUGGAGACUGCACGGCUGCUCACCCUCUACAUGUUUCGUUUGUACGGGAUCCCGAAGGACAUCGUUUCUGACAGGGGUCCCCAGUUCACAUCUGGCAUCUGGAAGGAAUUCUGCACCUAAACAAUAAAAGCAAAGGUGAAUCAAAUAGACCAAUACGGCAAGGCUGGGAUGGUCCAUUUGAUAAAGUAAAUCCGUUGGGCAUCUUUCUUUGCCUUUAGACAACAAUUCUGAUGGAAAGAGAACCAAACGGGACAGGCAACAAAAAAAAAAAAAGGAAUUCUGCACCUCUUUGGGAGCAAAGGUCAGUCUAACCUCCGGUUAUCAUCCCCAGAGCAACGGUCAGUGUGAGCGAGCCAACCAAGAGCUUGAGGCAGCGCUAUGGUGCACGGCAUCCACCAACCAGUCCAUCUGGAGUGAUGAGCUGCCCUGGAUUGAGUAUGCCCAUAACAGUCAGACUUCCUCCGCCACCGGUCGAUCCCCCUUCGAGGUCUCUUUGGGUUUCCAGCCACCUCUCUUCCCCUCUGUUGAAGGUGAGCAUUCUGUACCAUCUGUUCAGGCCCAUCUGCGCAGGUGCCGAUGAGCUUGGCGGGCCGCAAGGGCAGCGCUGCUGCGCACAAAGGACCAUAACAAACAGAUCGCAGAUCGCCACCACAUGCCAGCUCCAGCAUACACCAUGGGACAAAAGGUAUGGCUGUCCACAUGCUUUGUUCCUCUCAGGACCGAAUCCAAAAAACUCAAUCCGAACUUCAUUGGUCCGUUUGAGAUUUUGGCGCUGGUUAACCCUGUCUCUGUGGAACUCAAGCUGCCACGCAACAUGAGGAUUCACAGUGUGUUCCAUGUCUCCCACAUUAAACCUGUCCGGAGUAGCCCCCUGUGCCCUCCUUCCAGGCCCCCUCCUCCCGCCCGGCUCGUGGAUGGCUUGCCAGCCUAUUCCAUUACGCGGAUUAUGGACUCUCGCGGCCGCGGGCGUGGCUUCCAGUACCUGGUGGACUGGGAAGGUCUAUGGUAUUGAGGAACGCUCCUGGGUUCCGCGGGCCGCCAUCCUGGACAAGCGUAUGCUGCAGGCCUUCCACUGGUCUCAUCCUGGUAAGCCUGGUGGGUCACCGGGAAGCUCCCGUUGAGGGGGGGGUACUGUCAUGGUCCCUGUUCCUCGCUUUUCCCUGAUCAGUCUUCCCACGGACCCCGGCAACCUGGACCCCCUUUUCCCUGCACAUUGUACAUAGUCACCUGGUGUUGUGUUCACUGUCAAUAAACGCACAGUCUUUCGCUUAAAGGAAAACCCUGGCCUGCGCCUGAGUCCUGUAGAAAUGUUUAGCUUAUUUUAGAGUUUAGACAUGUAGGAAUGUUUAGUUUGCUUUAGAGUUUAGA
Messenger RNA from Oreochromis niloticus (Nile tilapia), 6134 nucleotides. RefSeq names its product major histocompatibility complex class I-related gene protein. Bases 567 to 1181 code for a protein of 204 amino acids. Lineage: Eukaryota; Metazoa; Chordata; Actinopteri; Cichliformes; Cichlidae. Gene Ontology annotation, cellular component: external side of plasma membrane. The record is from RefSeq and is a predicted model, not a curated record. The transcript is spliced from 5 exons. Gene Ontology annotation, biological process: immune response.